GAGAAGCUUUCAAAAGGUAUUGAGUACCUCAUCAGUAAGGAGAGCCAGGUGAAAGCUCAUAUCACGCAGCUGGAUCUGCUGCUGAAAGAAACAGAGUUUAACAGUGAAAUAGCUAAACAAGAAGCAUUUCAAAGUUUUGAGAAAUUAUCUCAUGUCCUGGAAGAGAAGAAAUUUGCAGCUCUUAGGGCAAUUGAAGCUUCUAGAAACUUAAGGCUGGAAAAAUUGCAAGCACAAGCAGAAGAGUAUCAAGGGCUCCUGGAAAAUAAUGGCCUUGUAGGAUAUGCUCAAGAAGUGCUUAAAGAAACUGAUCCGUCUUGUUUUGUUCAAACAGCAAAACAACUUCAUGUCAGAAUCGAAAAAGCUACUGACUCUCUGAAGAGUUUCAGGCCAGCAGCUGAAAGUACUUUUGAAGACUUUGUGGUGGACAUAGCCAAGCAGGAAGAGACCCUUGGUGACUUGACCUUCCAUUCCAAUGGUCUAGAAGUACCAGAAAUAAAUGAAUUGCAGAGCAGAGUGUACAACAAAGCUCUGAUCAGUUGGGAAUGGCCUGGGAAGAGAGACGCAGCUGAUACAUAUGUUCUUGAAUAUCAUAAGCUUAAUAGAGAAGAGGAGAGUGCAGCGUGGCAGGAGAUUGAAGUUUGCAGCAAGAGCAAAGUAAUAACCCAUCUUGAUGAUGACAGCAGCUAUGCCUUCAGAGUACGAGGAUAUAAAGGGUCCAUCUGUAGUGCUUGGAGCCGAGAAGUUAUUUUGCAUACACCUCCAGCUCCAGUUUUCAGUUUUCUUUUUGAUGACAAAUGUGGGUACAACAAUGAACAUCUCCUUCUGAACCCAAGAAGAACUUCUGUGGAAAGUAGAGCUGGAUUUUCUCUGCUGUUGGGAUCUGAGCGCAUGCAGGUUGGAUGCUAUACGACCCUGGAUUACAUCAUUGGUGACACUGGAAUUUCCAAAGGGAAGCACUUCUGGGCUUUACAUGUGGAACCCUAUUCAUACUUGGUGAAAGUGGGAGUUGUUUCUGGCAGCAAGAUGCAGAAAUUGUUCCAUAAUACCCAUGAUGUAACCAGCCCAAGAUAUGAGCAAGACAGUGGUCAUGACAGUGGGAGUGAAGAUGCCUUUUUUGACUCGUCACAGCCCUUCCCACUGGUCACAUUAGGCAUGAAGAAGUUCUUUAUUCCCACAACACCUGCUACUUCCAAGGAUGCAGCGAGUAGAAUCCUUCCCCUGCCCUCAUGCUUGGGCAUCUGCCUUGACUGUGACAAGGGCAAGGUGGGGUUUUACGAUGCUGGCAGUAUGAAAUGCCUUUAUGAGUGCGAGGUGGACUGCUCUGGCAUGAUGUACCCAGCAUUUGCCUUAAUGGGUGGUGCAGCAGUUCAUCUUGAGGAACCUGUCACAGCAAAGUACGGGGAGUAUGAUGACAACGACAUCUAG
Molecule: messenger RNA, 1425 nt
Organism: Nestor notabilis (Kea)
Lineage: Eukaryota; Metazoa; Chordata; Aves; Psittaciformes; Psittacidae
Gene: TRIM36
Product: tripartite motif containing 36
Exons: 6
Molecular function (GO): protein binding
Source: RefSeq, a predicted model, not a curated record